GUUCGCUCUCGACCUCGGCGCGGGAUGGGACCUGAACGUUCCCACAGACAAGAAUGAGGCGGCACGGCUCCAGGCUAGUGAUCGGCCUAUGCUCCUCAUUGGCUCUCCACGCUGUACAGCGUGGACCACACUCUUGAACUUUGGACAGGUGAACCAGGACACGCUCGACGGCCUCAUGGCGGAGGCCAUCGACCACAUGGGCACCUGCGUGAAGAUGUGCGACGAGCAGCUGGGCAACGGGCGCUGCUUCUUGCACGAGGCACCGCACUCGGCGAGGUCCUGGCACGUUAAGGGCAUCCAGGACCUCCCUUGCAGGAGCGACGUCCUCCACGUCGUCAACGAUGAGUGCGAGGCAGGGCAGACGGUCCCCGUCAAGCAGCCCGACGGGAUCGCGAAAAACAUGACGGGCGACCGGAACAACAUGAAUGUUCGGUCGAGGCUCUGCGCGAAGGAGUUCAAGUGGAAGAAACCCUGGCUCGAGGAUGCGUUCGCUGGUACACCGCCGCGGGAAGGCGUCAAGAUGGUGCUGAGCAAGGCCAUGACCAAUACCAGGAGCCCCAACGGCGGCUUCCUGGACAUUUCGAGGGCGCGCUUCCACCCAGCGGCGAAGCGCAAGCUGUUCAUUCGCAUCCCUCCUGAAGAUGGUGGGGGCAUCCGACUCCUGCUCCGCAUGAUGUACGGCAGCUGGCUGGGCGGAGGGGGGGAGCGCCAGCUGGACGCAAUGGAGACGGAGUUGCGGAAGCACAUGCUGAGCUGUAUCACGAUGGAGCCGGACCCUCGACAUGCGGAGAUACUGAUCCACGAGCUCGGUCUGAGCGGACGCGGGUCCAAGGCGGUGGCAACGCCUGCGGAGAAGGGAGCGAGCUACUACGACGACGCCCCUCUGCAGGGCGCGUGCGAGGCCAAGGCGUAA
Prorocentrum cordatum is the source of this 913-nucleotide messenger RNA. The record is from the annotation of a GenBank genome assembly. NCBI's taxonomy places the organism in Eukaryota, Dinophyceae, Prorocentrales, Prorocentraceae.